UUUGAAAUAUCUUGACACGCCGAGUUUUUAGCCUAUAUAUAGGAGAGCAGCGAAAGAAGAGAGGAGACACAAACAAAUAAACAAGAAAAAGAAAAAGAAAAGAGAGUUGAAUAUUGCAGCUAUGGCUCCGACUUUCCAAGGCGAGUGGAUCAAGGUGGAACAGAAAGGAGGACAGGGACCAUCACCGAGAUGCUCACACGCCAUAGCCGUGAUCGGAGACAAGCUCUACUGUAUCAGCGGCGAGUUUACGCCAUACGAGCCCAUCGACAAAGACCUUUACGUCUUUGACUUCAACACUCACACUUGGUCAAUCGCUCCGGCCAAAGGAGACGCCCCGAAGACCAAAGUCUUAGGCACCCGCAUGGUCGCCGUGGGAACGAAGCUCUACGUAUACGGUGGCCGCAAUAAACAGUUGGUGUUCGAGGACUUUUACUCGUACGACACGGUGACAAACGAGUGGAAGCUCCUGACGAAGCUGGACCAAGAGGGAGGACCCGAUGCUCGUGUUUUCCACGCGAUGGCAUCAGAUGAAAACCACGUCUACGUGUUCGGUGGCGUGAGCGGAGGCGGGCUGAAUGCAACCCCGUUUCGGUUCAGGACGAUCGAGUCGUAUAACAUUGCCGAUGGGAAAUGGGCUCAGCUACCGGACCCUGGAGAGACGUUCGAGAAAAGAGGAGGAGCCGGGUUCGUUGUGGUGCAAGGCAAGAUCUGGGUGGUUUACGGGUUCGCGACCGCGAGUGAUCCUAACGCACCGAAACAGUACGGGUCCUGUGACUACGAGUCCAACUGUGUGCACUACUAUGACCCCGCUACUGAAAAAUGGACCGAAGUGGAGACCAAAGGACAGAAACCUGCUGCGAGGAGCUGCUUCGCGUAUGCGGCCGUGGGGAAACAUAUACUGAUAUAUGGAGGCGAGAUCGAGCGGGACCCGGAAGCACAUGAAGGUCCAGGGACGUUGUCCCGUGAGGGUUUCGCGUUGGACACUGAGACGUUGCUGUGGACGAGGUUCGCAGGAGGGAAUGAACCGGUCUCACGCGGUUGGAACGCCUCCACGACUGCCACCGUCUAUGGGAAGAAAGGUCUCCUCAUGCAUGGAGGAAAGCUUCAGACCAACGCCCGUACCGAUGAGAUCUACUUCUACGCAGUCAAUUCCGAGUAAUCAAUAUGCUCUCUGACUCUCAAAGUUUGUGAGACAUUCAAAAACACCCCCUAGGCGUUGCUGUUUUUCUUUUUAAAGUGUUUAUUAAAUCAUAAAUGUGUGUUUGUGGUUUGGAAACUGUACUCAUCACUGGAAUAAUAUAUAUGUGUUUUCGUGUAUGUGAGUUUGAUCAUGUACUUUCAUUAAAAUGGUUAUUUGUUUUAAUUUUAUU
Thlaspi arvense is the source of this 1370-nucleotide messenger RNA. NCBI's taxonomy places the organism in Eukaryota, Viridiplantae, Streptophyta, Magnoliopsida, Brassicales, Brassicaceae. The record is from the annotation of a GenBank genome assembly.